AGACAGCGACGAUCAGUACGGCAGUGAUCGUUUACCGCGUUGUAUCGUAAAACGCUGAUUGCAUUCCACAUACCUACCUUUUGUACUGUCCUUUAUGUUGCCUCACGCAAUCUGUACUGCAGCAGCCGAUAGACAGAAUGACGUCAAAACAGCGGUUGACUGCUGCGACAGCAGCGGUAGCGGUGGUGGCGAUGAUCGCGAUGGGACUAAUUGAUCAAGGGGUCGUCGCAUUGGACUGCCAUUUCUGUGUCGGAGUUGACAAUUGUAACGUGACCGGGGAGGAGAUUGAACCGGUGACCUGCACGGAGAAGAUCGUUCACCUGACCAAUGAAUCGCUGGCCGGAUUUAUGCCAACCUUGGGGAAGAGCCCGGUUCGAGACCGGGAGGAUUUUCAGUGUGUUCACGUGAAGGCGACAUCGCUGACAGACAUGACGUUCCUAUUCGUGCGAGGUUGUGUCUUCGGUACCAAAUCGAUCGAAUUUUGUGCUUUGCGGUAUGCCAGUUUUUGCGGAAUUCGGGAAUGUUUGGCGUGUGAUCACGAGAAUCGUUGCAACGAAGUCGUCUUCAGCAGCGCUGCUGGGAGGAGUAUACCAAAUAGUGCGAUUGCUAUGAUUGUGUCGAUAGCGGCGGCGACGGCGGCGAGUGCUGUAAUCUGUGCCGUUCAUCAUCAGUACCAUCUUCGAUGAAUAAUGUUAAUAAUUUAUCGUGCUUUCAAUGACGUUCUUCGAUUCGAUCGAACCGCGCCUAGUCUCCUGCAGUGUUAGUGUGGAAAAUUUUGCAAGCUCUGGUAGAUGUAUUGCGAUGUCGUUACGUUAGCGCAGAUCAGGAUAAUAAAAUGUAAUUAACCUUUACCACAUGAGCCGUUUAAUAAUCAGUGAAUGGCCUUUUGAUACCUACGUAGUGUUGAGAUAAAAAUUUUCCA
Molecule: messenger RNA, 922 nt
Organism: Topomyia yanbarensis
Lineage: Eukaryota; Metazoa; Arthropoda; Insecta; Diptera; Culicidae
Exons: 2
Coding region: 138-686 (182 amino acids)
Source: RefSeq, a predicted model, not a curated record